CCCCCGGCGCCCGGCCCUGCCGCCAGCCCCGAGCUCCUCCAGCCGCCCUGCGCAUCUCUCCGGCCACAUCGUCCGCACCAUGAAGGCGCUCCUGCUCGCUGUGCUGGCCGCGGUGCUGUGCGUGGAGAGAGCCCACACGCUCGUCUGCUUUUCCUGCUCGGAUGCCUCCUCCAACUGGGCCUGCCUGAAGCCUGUCAAGUGCGGAGAGAAUGAGAACCACUGCGUGACGACGUACGUCGGAGUGGGACUCGGCGGCAAAUCCGGCCAGUCCAUCUCAAAGGGAUGCUCUCCCAUCUGCCCCAGCGCCGGGAUCAACCUGGGGAUAGCGGCCGCCUCCGUUUACUGCUGCGACUCCUUCCUCUGCAACAUCAGCGGUUCCAGCAGCGUCCGAGCCAGUUACACGAUCCUGGCCUUGGGAAUUCUCGUCAGCCUCGUCUACGUCCUCCGGGCUCGCGAGUGACGGGGCCGCCUGAGGAAGAGCCGCCUCCCACGGGUCUCGUUAGCCAAUAUCUUCUCUGUUGCUGUCUGCAAGGAGAUCCUCUCUUUCUCAGCAGGCUUCCAAGGUGAUUGUUUCCCGGACUUUUUUUUGCUCUUCCAAGCGCUGGAGACCUGGGCGGUUUGGCCGAGCUGUUCUCCUCCUCCUGUGGACGUCUCCCGCUGCGCUCUCGCUCCUCCUUCGCCGAGGUGGAUGAUUUUUGGAAGGGUUUCUGCUUUUUCUACCUAUUAAUAACGCCCCUCCCACCCCGCCCCUCUCCUCAUUUCUAAGGUUGGGACUCGCUGAGAACAGAUUCACACCCCAGGCACCACCGGGUCUGCUCCAGCACAUGGGCGGCACAGGCAGCGGGAAUGCAGGAUCCAAAGGGAGACACAUUCCCGGCCCCUGGCAGCUGCAGUCUCUUUUUAUAAAAUAGUCUCGUUUCUUCUGAUCCUGGGCUGACUUUUCUGGAAAACCAAUGCCGUGUACCUUGUCCUUCCGAGUUCUGUAAGUGCCAGACAUGAAUAAACUUGCUCCUGUUGUUACCUGAGGUUGGGACGUGUGUGUGUUUCCUUGCUCCAGGGAUUAGGAGCUCUUUCGUGGAAAAUCCCAAUGUUGCACCCGGCACGAGGGUUCCUCACCCUCAGAGCUUCAUCUCCACAUCCUUUCCAGCUGUGAGCAGCAAAUCCAUCUCCUCCCUCCUGCUGUCCUUCCUGAUAAAAAAGCCUCUGGGCCAGCUUGUUCCACCUCGCUUGGGAAUGACUUUUUCCAGGUGCGUUUUAGUGGUGAAUGCCAGGUUUUGGGUUCUGAGCCAACCCUAAUGGAGCAGUUACCCUGGCAGCCGGACGCUGAAGUGAAUCUGCGUUUUACGAAGACUUGGUGCCUCAGUUUCCCCACGAUUGGACUUGUCACGGUGACCACCACGAUGGCGAUACCUGAAUGACCCUGGGCAGCAGGUCUGAAAAGUUUGGUGAAGUCAGAGGAGAGGAUGUCAGUACCCAGAUGUUUAGGUCCAGCCUUCAAUGCCUGAUGGUGCCCAUGGACUGCUGGAGGUGAUUUCCCCACCCAACCUUCCACAUCUGCUGUCCCUCAGCUCCCGGGAUCUUCCCAGGUGUUUUGGCAAGGUUUUUCCUAGAAGUUCUCAGCUGUCCCGUGGGCGAUGUGUCCUCCUGCCCUCUCUGUGUCAUCAGUCCUGCCUACUCUGCUUGCCUCUGGACCUGCUCGACACAAACCAAGCCAAAAUUCAGCCUUAAACUGCCAAGUUCAAGCUUUUUGCCACUUCCACCAGUUGAUCAGAGGUGCACUGGGCUUUUAUUUUUUCCUGUUUCUAGCGGCAAAAUGCAGGCGUUGGCACAUUUUAGCCGUGCCUUGUACCUGCUUCUCCUGUUCUGUGUCAAAACCCAAACAAAAGCUCCACAAACCUUCAGUCCCUCCUCUGUCCCCUCUUCAAGGAGUGGUAAAUGAAAAGGCGGCUGCAGCUGUACAGAAAUACUGGUAACAGAAGUGGUUUUACGUUUUUUUUUUUCCCCCCCACUCCCUUCUCCCCCUUUUUUAAUUAAAGUGACACAUGUUAAUGACAGCUUUUCCAACAGGAGGGAUGGGUCAGUGGGAUGUGAUCUGCAAUUUAGUGGUUAAUUUGGGAAGAAUGCGUCACUCGUGUUGGUCCUUGGAUGUGCCUUCCUUUGGAUAAUGCAUCCUCCUGCGACCGUGGGGGCCUGAGGUGCCCCACAAACCUCUGCUAUGCACAUGGAGCGCAGGGAAAACUGGGGAAAAGCUUCUUAAACUGAGGUGAAUAUUCCCCAGCUUCCCUGUGCCUCUGCCUUCCUCCCAAAAGCGUUCAAAGCCUCGUUUUUUGGGCUCGUUUGUCCCUCAGCACUUGCUGUGACACUGAGGUGGCACCCAGAGCGCUCUACAUUGAAUUUAGGGAGCUCUGUCUGUUCUGUCCAUAUGGAAAAAGGUUUUGGGGUUGGUUUGGGACUCGACUGCCUUUAGCACAGAGCUGAACUUCAGAGCCAUCAGCUGUGUCCUGAUGUCCAUCCAUGCUUUUAUGAGGAUCCUGACGAUGCCACAAUGGACCUGGUGGUCUCCUCCAAGGUUGUCUCCUCUCUCCUUCCUUUCUUGGGGUUCCUUGGCACCAGCUGAGGAUUUGGUUGUGCCAGGGAACAAACGCUCAUGAGAGGAGCAUCCAGAGGCUGCUGAUCCCAAUAAAUAACAAAUUAUUCUCAUGGAAUUGCUAGGGGACUGAGCCGAGGGUCGCUUGGCUAAAUUUCACCUGGAAAUUUGCUUUUCCUUCCUCUCUAUUUUUUUUUGUCUCCUCCUUCCCAUGUACACUACGCUAGAACAUGGAAAAAGGGAUAUUUUCAGUAUUUCCUUUCCUGGCAAAGAUCUCUUGGAUAGAUCCGUGUGUGUUUGAGAGAGGGAGCGGGUGACAGCUUGUCACAGUUGAAUCCCAAGCACUUUCUCAUCACUCAUGCCAACUCUCACUAUUCCUGGUCCUACUCUGGGCUUAUUUUUUGCCCCCAAAUCCCCAGAAUGACAAAUAUGGUGGGAACCUCGUCUGUUGUAAAACCCAGGCCUAAAAAUGGGCGGGUGAGGUAAUUAAAACCAUUAAUAAUAAGGCAAUAAGCAGGAUUUAUGAAGUGUUCAGACUGGUGGGUUGCUAAACCAAAUGCUGGAUUUGGAAUUUGAGGGCUGUGGUGGGGCAGCCCUGAAGGCUUUGGAUGUGUUUCUGUGGGCUGUGGAAUUAAGAGAUCGAAAUCUGAGCAGAAAUCUCUGAUAUUCACCUGUUCUGGCAAGACAAGAGGUUAUGAGGGGAGGGGGUUCGGCUCCCUAGAAGCAUAAAAAUAUCCUGGAAGAGUUUUUUACUGGAAGUUAAGAGCUAAAGUGAAAUACCUGCCCUGUUUGGAGCGCGUUCCUGAGGAAAUGGUUUCAGUGCUUCCAUCCUGGAAAUGGCUGCAAUUCACCAGCAGCUGCUGCCAUCUCCCACUACCCCACCAAGGGCUCGAAUUUCUGUGGAUUGUUCAAAAAUGCUCAAAAUCCCCCGUGGCAUCAGCGCUUCCCACCCGGGAUCUGGGGGUUCGCUGUUUGCCCGAGAGGACUUCAAAAUGAGCACCGUUCUUCCAGCUGGUUUUGAGAAUUGUUAUUUUUUAUUUUUUAUUUUUUUUUUCAGGGCAAAAUUUCUUUUGGAAACCACAAAGCUGACGUGACUUCCUUGCUCCAACUGAGCAAACGAUCAGUUGCCUAAUUGUUACUCCAAGGAUCCACUUUGCUACUCCGAGGAUGUCCUGGAUUGGUGAUGAUUUGCUCAAGUUGGGGUUGUUUUUUUUUGGAAGGGAUUUGUCUUCCAGGGCCUUUAUUUGCCAUAAAAAAAGGAGGCUCCUGUGGUGUCCACGGGAUGAGUUAUAGGAUCCAUGCCCUCUGGAAAAAGCAGAUGUGGUGCACAUCUGGAUGCCUGGAGGUUUAGGUUGGUCUCAGCUUUUUGGGAUGAAGGUGGCUCUGGAUCCUUGAUCCUGGAGGAUUCCACGCCUCCCUGAGUCAAACGGUGGGAUGGGAACAGAAGCUCCUGGUUUUGCAUUUUGGGAAUGCCCACGGUGCCCGGGGAAGCCAAGCCCUGGGUUGUUCCUGCCACCUACUGGCUUUUGCCGGACUCGGUGGAGGAGCUUUGAAGUCCAAAUCUCCGAAAUGGAGGUGGAUGAGCUGCCUCAAACCAAAUGCACCCAAAGCAGAGAGUCAUCAUCAGCAGAGACAGACUGGAGGUUUUAAUUCGUCCAGCUUUGCUCUGAUUGUGGAAAUUGAGAAAUAAAAGGCUUGAGAGGCUUCCCAAGUCCCACAUUUUCAAUGGGGACACUUUUUUUCCCAGCCCUAAUCCUCCCGUUUCAUCGUAUGAAAAUAUAUUAAGCCAAUAAAAUGUUGCAGGAAGGAAAAAAAAAAAAAAAAAAAAAAAAAAAAAGUUGGCACGUUUUAUUUCAGCUUUCUUGGAUGAUCCGAGGUGGUUUCCCUGAAAUGUUGAUUUUACUAAUCCCUGUCUGUGAGAUUUGUAACCGUGUUUUAUUGUAACGGGAUAAGCGGGAUAAAGAAGCAUCCAUCCCUUUAAAUAUAUUAACCUAAGUAUAAGUGAAGUGUAUGUUCCAUCUUGUUUCUUAAACGCUAAUUAAAAAAAAUAUAUAUAUGUGGAAUUAAUAAAAAAAAUACACUUGGA
This is a messenger RNA of Hirundo rustica (Barn swallow), 4673 nucleotides long. Its product is annotated as lymphocyte antigen 6E. The coding region runs from base 80 to 460 and encodes 126 amino acids. NCBI's taxonomy places the organism in Eukaryota, Metazoa, Chordata, Aves, Passeriformes, Hirundinidae. Gene Ontology annotation, molecular function: acetylcholine receptor inhibitor activity. The transcript has 3 exons. The record is from RefSeq and is a predicted model, not a curated record.